This is a messenger RNA of Gambusia affinis (western mosquitofish), 3802 nucleotides long. RefSeq names its product Sp5 transcription factor-like (gene sp5l). The transcript is spliced from 2 exons. The coding region runs from base 342 to 1442 and encodes 366 amino acids. The record is from RefSeq and is a predicted model, not a curated record. Gene Ontology annotation, molecular function: RNA polymerase II cis-regulatory region sequence-specific DNA binding; DNA-binding transcription factor activity, RNA polymerase II-specific. NCBI's taxonomy places the organism in Eukaryota, Metazoa, Chordata, Actinopteri, Cyprinodontiformes, Poeciliidae. Gene Ontology annotation, biological process: regulation of transcription by RNA polymerase II.
UGCAUCAUACUGGAGACCCCGUUGAGAGGAUCUUUUCUCUCUAUAAAGAGAAGAUGCGGCUCGCGCGUCUUUGAGUUGUUCGCACUGGAUUUUUGCAGCGCGCGCACCUCUGUUGGCAACUUCAACUGGUUCAACUGACUGCGAACAGAAAAUACAUUUUUACCCGGAACAUUUGAAUGAAACAGGAUUUCCCAGAGUCGGAGUGUUUAAAAAAAAAAAAAAAAGAAAAAAAGAAAAAAUCUUGAUGCACGCAUUCUGCAGCAUCUCCAGCGAUAGUUUCAGAUUCCGUGCGUUCUCGGUGCAGUUUGUGCUGCGGGUGGGGAACAGGAGCGCGAGGACAGAUGGCUGCGCUCACGAUACAGAGGACUGACAACUUUUUACACACCUUCCUGCAGGACCGGACGCCCAGCUCCUCUCCGGAGGGAGCGCCCAACGCCCUCUCCUUCCUGGCCACCACCUGCAGCCAGGCCUGGCAGGUGGGCAGCACCAUGGGCUCGGAUGGGUCACAGUUUCCCUACGAAGGCACGGUCAGUUCCACAGCUGGAAUGUUUCAGCUAUGGAGCAACGACAUGGCCCCCAGCACUGCCCUCAGCACGCACCAGAUGACUUUCACGGUGCCCAAGGUGCAAUUUCCUGGGCACAUGCAGUCCGGCCUGGGUCACCACCAUCAUCAUCACCACCACCAUCCUCAUCAUCACCACCACGAGCUGCCUCUGACCCCACCGGCUGAACCUGCGUCCUCCUACUCCUUCGAACUGUCCCCUGUUAAGGUGCUGUCUUCGCAGCCGCAGUCCAGCAGCCCCUAUUACCCCCAACACAACAGCGUGGGCCAAAACUUCCCCAGCUUUCUGCAGAAUUCCUCCGCCAGGCAUCACCUUUCGGGCGGCCACGUGGAGGACGGGCAGCAGUGGUGGAGCCUCCCACAAACCAACAGCGCUCCAGCUAACCAUCCCUUCUCCCUGGGCAGGCAGCUGGUUUUGGGUCACCAGCCGCAGAUAGCCGCUCUCCUCCAGGGCACCUCCAAGGGUUUGCUGAGCUCCACGCGCCGCUGCCGGCGAUGCAAAUGUCCGAACUGCCAGACGAACAGCGGGGGGCUGGAGUUCGGCAAGAAGAGACUGCACAUCUGCCACAUCCCGGAGUGCGGCAAAGUGUACAAGAAGACUUCCCACCUGAAGGCGCACCUGCGCUGGCACGCCGGGGAGAGGCCCUUCAUCUGCAAUUGGCUCUUCUGCGGCAAGAGCUUCACGCGCUCGGACGAGCUGCAGCGGCACCUCCGCACGCACACCGGGGAGAAGAGGUUCGGGUGCCAGCAGUGUGGCAAGAGGUUCAUGAGGAGCGACCACCUGUCCAAACACGUGAAAACCCACCAGAGCAGGAAGGGUCGGUCCGGGCAGCCCCCUCAGGGCACAGACCCAAUGCUCGCUAGUAUUAAAAGAGAGUGAUCUGCUUUAUACAGAUUAAAAUAAAGCAAGAAAAAAAUAAAUUAUAACUGUGAGAAUCCCAUUGACUGCCAUAGAUUUGCACUACAGGGUAAGCGCUCCCUGAAUGUUAUUCUUCCUUGUCAGAAUCCUGCUUUUGAACUAACCUGGACUUUGGUUGAGUGAAAUUCUGAUUGUUGUUGACCCUAAGAUGAAGCUUUUGCAGUGAUACUGUGAUAGUUCAGUGAGAAGGAUUAAAGAGCCUUUGAUAUUCAUUAUGUAAAUCUUAUUUAAAUUUCAACUGGUGUGAAAGUCUAUUUUUUCAGACUUUAUUGUGUAAAUAUUUGACUAUGUUAAACAGCUGAUGAUAGGGUUCUACCUUAAUAUGUGCUCUAAAGAAUUAAGUUGAAUAUAAAUGUAUGCCUUAGCUGGAAAACUGCAAUUAUCUCUGAAAUUAUUGGGGGGAAAAAUUGCAAAUCUUAACUCGGUUUUCAUUCUGGAUUUGUCCAACUGUCGCCCAGAAAUAGUUUAGAAAUUUUAACUCUUGGAUUUGUCUGUUUUUAAGAGGCAAAGUGAUCAAAUACGCUGCAGAUCAAUUCUUUUAAGCUUUAAAUUGUUUGUAAGUCAUGUAAAACUAUUCAAAACGAUUUUAUUUGGGUUUUGGCAGCAUGUAAAUUUGAAUAAACACUGUCAUGGAAAAAAAAAUAAGAAAAAUAGUUUCUUGUUGCAUCAUUCCUGUGUUUUGUAGAGUUUAACUUUCUCACCAGUUUGUCCAUUCAGAAAGAUCUAGUAUUUUGUUUCGAUGGUAAUUUGAUUGCUUUUAGAAUACAAAUGCUGUCCAUUGUGAUGCCAGUGUGAAGGAAGAAGCUCCUAAAAAACACCCAACAUGCUGGGGCUGUUCAAAGAUUUUCACACCUCAAAGUAAAUACUCAUACCAUUGAUGGGGGGCCAUUUGCACCGCCCGCUGCAAUCAAGUUCACAGUCAUGUGGCUUUUUAAUGAGUGUUUUCUUUUUUCUUCUUCUUCUUUUUUUUCCAAUAAAGAGGAUUGAGUCAACAGCUGCAUCACAGGCGCAGUGAAGAGGAAUUCCCUGUGAAUGGGACCCCUGUUUCCCGAGACCCCUCUGUGGUGACAGGAACUCCCUUUGAUUUUGCACCCUUGUGAAAGUUAAUACUCCCCUCCCUCCCUCCCUCCUCCCACCCAAGACCUCCAUAUAUCACGGCCGUGUUACGAUGGGCUCUGCUUUUACAGCCUAGAAUGAGGCUUUAUUCAGAUGGCCAGCCAACCAGAUGUCUGAUCAUCCAGGGGUUUCUUCUCUUUGUUUCAACUUCCUCUGGUGGGAAGCGAAAAUAAGUGAACUCUGUUGUCUUUGUUAGAAGUCCCACAGUGGAGGCCGAGUGAUUCCAAAGCGACAUUUGUACUUUAUUGCUGCCAUCGGUUUAUUUUCGUGCAAUCAGAGUGAGAAUCGCCUGUGCAGAAACCCCCAGGGCCAAGUCAAAAAAUCUAAAAUUUAUCCUAGAUAAAAGCCCUGGGAUGUAGCUAAAUUGAUUCUGUGAGAGAGUGAAAAACACUUCUUUUUCUUUACUGCAACAGCAGAGUCCACAGUGUGGCUAAGAGCAGUGCGGUCAGGCUAGUACUGCACAGGUAUCAAAAGUCAAGUACUGUCAAGCCAAACUUUGUGGAAAUUAGCUCUAUUUCUAUUAAUAAAAGCACUAAUUUCCAGCAAUGACCACAUAACUGAUGAUAAUGUCACAGUGACGACAUUUUAAAAGUUAUUUAGAGUCAUUCCAGUCACUGGAACAGAAACUCAGCUGAUGUAAACAUUCAGAGUUCUUGCAGCAUUCAGACUUACAGUCUGCAGAACUUGUUGCUAAUGCAAAUCUGACCAUCUGACUUUAUUAAUGUCUUUGAAAGGUAAAACUAUGAACAGAUGAGUUCAAACAUUAAAGUGGAGAUAGCAGCACUUAGAAAAAACAUUCUAAGGGAUAGCAUUAAUUGCUAAAUAAUUUUAGCAAUAGUUACAACACGCUAGAUGUGUAUAAAAACACAUUUGAGUUCACAAAUAAAUUUUGAGUUCACAAGUAAACAAAAUAAAAGUAAACUUGUUGCAUGACAAAAAUCCUUGUAUUAUGUUUGGAAGAAACUGAAGAGACUCUGACACAUAAACCCACACACUUUGCUCAGUUUCAAAAAGACACUUUUAUUUUAUAUGAUUCAACUCUUUCUAGUCGCUCAAAUGUGACAUCAACCAGUCUUCUCUCUGUAUUACACCUGUUACUUUUGGUUCUCUGUAGAGGUAUUCCUUUGUGUGUUUCAUGCAAAACCGAUUGAUCAGUCAUUCCAAUGAGAGCUCUGUAAAAUAAACUGAAGUUAAAAUCAGCCAAU